GCGUCGCCGAAAAUACAAUCGCCUAGACGACAGUUUCGCGACGGACUCCGUCUCGAACGUUUUUAGUAGUGUCGCGUCGCGUCGCGUCGCGUCGACGUCCUUUCGUCAGCUGUUAAUAUUGUGGACGUUUGUAAACACGUGCGAACUGCUGUUUCCUGAAUGUAAGACAGCGGAAAAGCAGAGUUAGUUUUCGACUCGAUUAUAUGCAAAAUCUUAACUGGUUGUGAAAAAUUUUCUACUAUUUGCUGCACUGCAAGAGCCGAUCAAUACAAGAUAUCCAAACGAUAUUAUCGCUGCAACCCACCUACUGCGAUACCCCGUAUGCAAUUCACACAUCAUCGAUUGUUGUUACAGACGGCUGCCGGGAAUGUGUAACUUGGAUCCAUUCCAAAAACGUGAUGUACGCUUGGCUUUCAACGUCCGUACAUUUUGCUGAUUAGUCUGUUCUUUACCAACGAAGUAACCUUGUACUUUCCUUAUGAUGUCCGCAUCCCCUGAUUACAAUCGGAAUCCUUCGGUAGGUGGCCAGCUAGACGAAACAAUUAAAUUGCAAUUACGCAAACCGAAAAGUUGGAACUGGUCCCUUUCAACCUCCAAAUCGUCGCCACACAUUUCUGUACCUACAAUCCAGCUUUUUGACUCCAAAGGCGUUCUGCUUAUUGAGGCCAAGGACAACGGCAAAACAGACAAUGUUUGGACCAGCAAAGAUCACCAAUUCUAUGUCAGAAGUCAAUCGGCCGAUCAAACGAAUAAGAUACAAAAGAAAAGUGACGAUCAGCAUAACAAAAUCCAUUUUAAUUCGAACGUUAAUCUCAACAAAAGCAACGUCAGGAGCUAUUCGUCAGGAACAUUUCCAUCGUCCAUGCAAUCCACCAAUGAAGCUCCUAAACCCAAAAGGAGGAACGAAAGAAGUUUGUCGAAUCCCCAGUAUCUUCAAAAGAGAGAAUCCUUUACAAGCCUCUACGAUGAAAGGAGAGGAAGAAACAGAGAAUUGAGAUCCAGACCGUACACCGUGUCAUCUAACAAUUAUCCCCGUUUAGAGAGAAGUAGGAGCGAUGUUCUACAGAGAUACCUUAAUAGAAAGGAAUCCUCCAAAAUAGAAAACAAGCCACGGCUAAUGUACUACGAGAAGACAAAUAUCGAGGACAUCAAACGCAAGAUAAAAGAAAAUGCAGAACAAAAACAGACCGUUAAGAAGUCCAGAAGCGAAAUUUUAUCCAAAACCACCGACGAAUUUCACACAAUCAAAACGAAUUUUAACAAAAGAGCUACUCUACCGUAUUCGUUACAAUUUACGGAAAAAAGAUUGCAAAGUAACGACCCCUUCCAACGGAAAAUGAAAUAUGUGGAAGCAAGUGCAAAACGGGCUUUGGAAGACGGCUACAGUAGAUUUAUAACUCCCCAUCUCUUCAGCAGUAAGAGCAUGCACAACAUGAUUUGCAGAAAGAACACACCUCCUCCACAAGACAAUCCAAAAAUGGACCAAGAUAGCUCAGAAAGUGACAGAUGGACAACAAGAACCUCUUUUGCCGGAACACUUAUAGUACCUGAAGAAGAAGUUCCAUUGGACACUGUACAAAGAAGAAGACGUAGAGAUCGAAGAAGUGAGCCAAUAAGAAGUGCAACAAUUACGGGCUUUCUAGGUACAUGUACUCCUGAGAAAGAAAAUAUAGUCCCACCAACCAAAGUAGAGAAUGAUAACACUAAAGCUGCUUCUUUAUCAAAUACUGAUAUCGUUGAUACUUCUUCUCAGUUUAUUCAACAUAAUCAGCUAGCAAAUUCUUUGCUAAGCAAUAAAAAUCUAAACGAAACCAAAAGAAAACGAACUAAAGCAUACCAAAGAUAUCGAAGUGACCCAGGAGGGAUUCACAAUUAUCAAAAAUGGAAAGGCGAUUCAUCAGAAGAUGAUGACGAUGGUCAACUGCUACAGAUCAUUCAGAGGAGAAUACUGAGGGAGUCCCUUAUUGAUGAAAUCGUAAAAUUAGGACAAAAAUCGCCCAACGAUGAUAAUGGAAAGACAAAAAGUACUAACACUCGUAGAAAACGAGCAUACUCUAGGCAUAUUACUGAUCCAGUCGUCAGUUUAUUGUCACUUGAUAAGACCAAGAAACAAACAGAAGAAAAUGAUGUUCACUAUCUAAAAACAGUUCGGGAAGAUUUCAAAAUUAAACCGGACAGAGUUAGUAAUAAUGUACCACAAAUAUCCCCAGAUCUUAACGAAAAUAAAGAGAAUGUAAUGGCAACCUCAAAAACUGAAAUUGUUUUAGGAUCAAUGAAUAGUCAAAACGAUGAAGCCAGCUCUGGUACCGAAGAAAGCAGUAGCAGUACCGAAGAAAUGGAAGAUAAUCUGACAGAUCAGAAAUUAUGUAUUCAAAACCAAAGUGACGUUCAAUCACAAGAAUGUGAUGAAAAUAAGUCAGUAGAUAAGGAAAGCCAUGAUGAGAAAGUAGAAUCAGAGGACAAUAGUGACCAAAAUAAUGAAAAUAACAUGAAAAUUGUUGGAGAUGAAAUAUUGAAUCAAGAAAGGCAAAUAAGUGAAGAGCAAGAAGAAGAUUACAGCGAAGAAGAUGAAGAGGAAGAUGAAAGUGAAGGAGAAAAGGAAGAUAGGAAAGAAAAGGGCGAAAAUAAUAUCGAACUUGAAAUUAAAAAUGGUGAAAGUGUUGAUCAAUCUAGCGAUUCUAGCGAAAAUGAUGAAUUGGAACCAAGGAAAGAAGAUGGACCGACAUUACAAGAGGUUACCAAAAUAGCAAAAAGUAACGAAAUUAACGACACAUCCAUUAAAAAUGAUUCAAACAGUUCAACUGAAACAGAGUAUACAGAAGAGGAAAUUGAAUAUGAGGUCGACGUGGAUAGUAAUGAAGAGGAAGAAGAAGAAAUAGAAUAUGAGGUAGAGGUAGAUAGUGACGGGAAGGAGGUUGUAAGAAACGAUAUUAAAGAAAAUCAUAAUAAAACAAAUACUCAACAGAUGAGUAAAAAUGAGAAUGAAGUAAUGGAGGAAGUCGAGGAAUCCGAAGAUGGUAGCGAAGAAGUUAUAGAAGAAGAUGCAAGCGAAACGGAAGAGGAAGUAAUCUAUGAAGAAGUUGAAGAAGACGAAGAAGAAACUGCAGUGAAGCAAACUAAAGAAGAUACAACCAAUGUUGUAAACAAAAUCAACAAAACCGAUUCCGCAUCUCCUAACGAAGCUGUGACAAGUGCCAGUGACAGUGACAGUGACGACCAAAGUGACGUAUCUGACAAGAAAGGAAUACUACCUAAUAAUUCGCAAAAAUCCAUUAAAUGGGCUGAUCGGCAAAGCACUAACGUGUCAUCUAUAGGAAAAAGUGACGAAAACAGUAACUAUAUCGUGCAUCGUUCAUCUAUAGAAGAGGAGCCAUUGAUCGACAACCGACCCAAAUUGAAGCGGCAGAAAGUGAGGCGGUAUCUAGGCCAAAGGCAAAAGGAUCGCCUAUCGGAGACAGAAGUAAAGAGAAAGGCCGUUUUCAAAGAACAGACGCUCAAACACACCCCCGUCAGCGCUGCCUCUGAUUUCAGUCGUAACCCCUGUGUGGGUUUCCGUCACCCCCAGUCAUCUACAACUGACGAUUCUGAGUCUUCGGAUCAGUUCCAAAACGAGGACAUUGAUGAUAAAGAAGUGCGUCUUCAGGAGGAACAAAGAAACGUCAGUUCCGAGAGCGAGGAGGGCCAGGAACGGCUUCUUCAGCGCCAUGAUCCCCCGGAGGGCAGCAGUCGCGUCGAGGAAGUCCAGUCGCGCAUGGGGGCCAACGUAAGCCGCCAUUCGGCCAAAGGGCUCCACGGACGCCGCACGCAGUCUUCGGGCAGCAUCUGCGGCGGAGGCAAAGGACGUCGCGCGUCCGACGAAAAGGGCGGCGGCAAGGGGGUGUGCGGUAGCUUGCCCAGCUACCUUGAAGACCAAGAUACAUCAUCGCGAAACGCUGCUUGUUACAACAACAACCAGCAUCAUAGACAAAGCAGUUAUGGAAAAACUGAUAAUAGCAGAGCGCUGCCGUUGGGGGAAGCCGCCCCGCUACAUUGGAAAUUCUCCGACACCCAAACGAACCUGUGCGACCAGGGUUACGGUUCAGAGAGGUCACCUGAAGAAGAACAGCCACCGUCGUUAUUGGAAAACCAAAACGCGGACGGUUAUGACCAAUGUCAUCGGCAUCUAGAUCCUUAUUCGUGUUAUCCUUUCAUAACACCAGAUAGCACGUUUGAAGUGUCGUUGGUGAAAGGAUCUAGAGGUCUCGGUCUGAGUGUAACAGGAGGCACCGACAGCGGAGGGUCAUGGCCGGGAUUAAUAAGGAUUAAAAGACUAUUCCCGUUACAACCGGCAGCCGCCUGUGGACUUUUACAUGUUGGAGACCUACUGCUCGAAGUCAACGGCAUCUCUUUGAUAGGCCUAACGAAUUACGAAGCGCUGGAAGUCCUGCGGACAACGCCAAACCACGUCGACUUACGAGUAUGUCGACCUCCUGCCGACGUACUAAAUUGCGUCAGCCCCAUUUCCGAAGUUCCUCCCCCGCCCCCGCGGCGAGAUCUACCUUCUAGUCUAAGCUUAUCACCACCCCCCAACCAGUUCUUCCUUGACGAUGAAAUGUUCACUGGGCAAUUCGACAUCACAAUGACUAAGAUCCAGGGCUCGCUGGGAUUCACGUUACGCAAAGAAGAUGACAGCGCCCUGGGGCACUACGUCAGGGCUCUGGUUAGAGAACCAGCCCUUUCCGACGGCAGGAUACAACCAGGAGAUAAAAUAAUCGCGGUUAACGACGUCGAAAUAUCGGCAAUGUCUCACGAACAAGCCGUUCAGUUCCUACGCCAAGCCGGAGACGUUGUUAAAUUAAGACUUUACAGGGAUUCCGCACAGACGCCCGUCUCGACGUUAUCGCCUAACGAAACGACACCGAGGACUUCUUUUAUAAAGAAGGCGCAUCUGAGACAAGAGGCCGUAGAUAUGCUGAAUGACAUAGCAUUACGUAAAAUAAGCAACCAAGACAUUUACUGUUUGUCGCCGACUUCGUCGCCCCGAAGAAUCCGGAGACAGAUGUUCCCGUCAAACGCUUCGCAAAUCACCGAUCCCGCGGACCGUUACAUAGCUGACGACGACCAAUUUCACGAGGCGUUCCUAAAAAAAUCCAACAAACUCGAAGACGACCCCUUCAGUUCCUUGUUUACCACAUCCGACUGCAGCGACAAACCUUCGCGUCCAAAUUCCUUGGAUUUGUGCAACUCCAAAGGCACGCCGGUCAUCACCCGAAAACCCAAAUUCAAUUUCUCCCUCGCGCACAAUGCGUACGAAUUAAACAAUUUAGAUGCCGAUAUCCUGGACGCGCCCAAUUUAGCCUACACGCUCAAGGAUAACGUCGAAAGCGCGGAGAUAGAGAGCACCGAUAGCUUCCCCCAGGAACCCGUCAGCAUGCCACAUAUCCCCGUAGAUAAUCCGGAAUUUAGUCAUAAGAAUCCCGCCUACCAGUCUGCUCAUCCCCAAUGCGGUACCGAAACUCCCAGUGGCGGAACGACCGAGUCCGACAAGGAGGCUAAAAAAUCGGAAGGAAAGAUGCAAAAAUGGAAGGGGGUUGUUUUUGAUGCCGAUGGAAAGACGAAAAAGGAGACACCGGAAAUUGCCCAAAACACAAAUGACACUAGUAAAGAGGAAUCUGAACAAAUCCUCGCGAUAGAACUGAAUAGGGGUUGGAACAGUAGGUUAGGAUUCAGUCUUCAGGGAACAACGGGAAACACUUUUGUUAGCGCCGUUCAUUCGAACAGUGUGGCAGCCAAGGAUGGGCGAUUAAGGGCGGGUGAUCGUGUUAUAAAGGUCAAUGACGAAAGUGUAGAAAAUAUGAACACUAAUGAUAUAAUUGAUUUAUUAAGAAUAGUUCGAGGUCCAGUUUGUAUUGUAGUAUCCAGAAAAAUACCAAAACAAGACUGUAAAAAUAGAAGCAAUGCUGAGAAUUGAAACGUGUAGUACAAGAUAACAUAUUCUAAGAGCGUUUGUCAAAAGUGCUGUCUUGUUUUUCAUCUUUUACCUAUUGUUUAUUACUCGACUAAAAUGUAAAAAUAUCCACAUUAUUCCCAAAAUCGUGUAUAUACACUAAACUUGUGAUAGAAUCAAAGAAAAAAAAUAAUCUUCAUUAUACAUAAUCUUAAACGCUUGUUAAUUUUUCAAAUUAUUUAUUAACGCGUUUUUGAACAAUUAAAUGUUUCUAAUGAUACGUUUUUUAUAUUCGUUUUACUAAUAAAUUGUCAAAUUUUACUGUAUCGUAUAAUUCAUUCUUCCUUAAUGCUAAUAGUCAAUAAAAUUGAUCCCUAUUUGAUAAGAAAUUACCACGUUAUUGUAAUUAUUAUUAUUAUCAUCUAUUAUUUAGAACAAAUAUUGUAAAACAUUGAUUCAAAAGACUAAUCAGAUGGUGAUGUAAACCUCAAGAAGUCUAUGAUGGUCUAGGCAAAAUGUUAAACUGAAUGAAAUAAUUAAAUAUGAAAAAGGCACAAGGACCUUGCUUUGUUACUUGUGGAACUACAAAAUAUUUUUAUCUAAAAUUGAACAUAAUGGUAAUAUUGUUGGGUUAUAUAUUAGAAUUACAGUUCUACCUUUGUAAAUUUUAAUUAAAUUAUUAUACUUUUCAAUUAAGAAUAUUCUCAUUCCGGCCUAGGCCUUUGAAAGAACUCAGGAUUCGUGUUGCCAACAAUUUGUCUGGACUAAAUCUAUUAUAAGUACCUAGUGUCGUUUUAGAAUAAAUAAUAAUAGAUAAAUAGACAAAAAAAAUUGGUUGGGCUCCUUUCAAGAGCGAAAAAUUAGUAAGCUCGAUUUCCGGCUAGAUUUAUUAUCGUUCAAAAUCGUUAAACUAAUAUACAUACAUAAUGUAAUGUAAAGAGUUGUAAAUAAUAUUCUAAAGUCAUGCCUAUUGAAAUAUUUGUUAUUUUAUAAUGACUUUAAAAGUAUAUGAUGAUGUACCAUAUUGAUAAGAUUUACCCUAAGAUGGCGGAGCAUUUCGGAUUACGUCUAAAAAGAUGAAUACCUAUGAUAUAAUAUUGUGUUCGUUAUAACACGUAAUUUUAAUUUUUAUGUUGUUUCCUAAGAGCGAUUUCUGUACCUAGUUUUAUGUUGCGAAUUUAAACCAAAGAAAGUUAAUAAAUGCUGUUAAUUCCCUAA
Messenger RNA from Agrilus planipennis (emerald ash borer), 7144 nucleotides. RefSeq names its product multiple PDZ domain protein-like. Bases 479 to 5950 code for a protein of 1823 amino acids. Lineage: Eukaryota; Metazoa; Arthropoda; Insecta; Coleoptera; Buprestidae. Gene Ontology annotation, molecular function: protein binding. The transcript is spliced from 12 exons. The record is from RefSeq and is a predicted model, not a curated record.